AGUAGGCAGCAACCAUCAGAAAAGAAGAAAAACCAUAAGAUAGUCUUUGUUUUAUAACAAUAUAAAAUCUUCAUAAGCUUAUGGUCAAAUCAAGCACCAACCACCACAGAAUAAAGAAUACAUACGUAGUUAUAUAACUUAUUGUUCUUUGAGAACUUGUCCAGAGCAUGAUUCCGCAUAUGCAGCUGAAGUUUCCCUGUCAAAUGGUGUUGAUUACAUAGAAAAAUACAAAUUCAAAUCAGUAUUCUAUGAUGAUUGGGAGGUUAACAGCAUGAAAGUUUGUUGAGGUUUUGUUUCUUCCUUGUUUCAAGGGGAUUCAUUGUUGGCGUACAGGUUUUGCCAGGUUGAGAAGAAGAAAGAUGGAGAAGGAACCUAGAACAAGGGUGGUGAAUUGUGCAACUCUGGCAGUCUGUUUAGUUUUGAUUGUUCUGCUUUAUGCUGCAUUUUUUCCAUCAAAUGACACUGCAUUUCAGUCAUGGAAGGACAGGUUUUCGGAUUCAAGAGGCAGUCUCAGCAGUGAUAGGGUUGAUGUUGAUGCAGUUGAUUCUCAGGAAUUUCUGUUAAGAAGACUUGUUAGAGGAGAUGACAGGGUUCAGCUCGACUCCAAUGGAUUUUCCUGCCAUACUGAUGUUCAUUCAGAAGUAUGCCUUGUGGACAAUCCAGUAAGGAUUGAUAACAAAGCAUUAACAGUUUAUGCACCAUCUGAUCAACCUCAAGUUAAGAGAAUGGUUCAGCCAUAUGCAAGGAAAGAGGAUGAAACUGCUAUGAAACUUGUUACACCAGUUCAGAUACUGUAUGGAAACACCAACCCACCAGCUUGUGGAUUCACCCACAAUGUCACAGCGGUGGUCUUCUCCUCUAGAGGAUUCACAGGAAACGUGUUUCAUGAGUUCAAUGAGAUUGUCAUCCCUUUAUUCAUCACUUGCCACCAUUUCCAAUCCCGCCUACAGUUUGUCAUCACUGACUUCCAGCCUUGGUGGGUUCAAAAGUACAACAGGAUUCUUUCUCACUUGUCUAGUUAUGGGGUCAUAAAUCCUGAAGCAGAUGGAAGUGUUCACUGCUUUCCAGGGGCUGUAAUAGGGCUUAAGUAUCAUGACAAUCUAGCCCUCAACACUACUGAUAUUCCAGGAGGUUAUUCCAUGUUUGAUUUCAGGCAGUUCCUAAAGGAAUCAUACAAUCUGAGAGUAAAGCAUGUGUCUGAGAUUGAGAAGCCAGUGCUGAUGCUUAUAUCGCGCCGUGAAACAAGAAGGUUUUUGAAUGAAGAUGAAAUGGUGGAAAUGAUGGAGGAACUAGGCUUUCAAGUCAUAAGGGCAGAACCUGGCAGGAUGUCUAACUUAGACAAGUUUGCUGGGGUAGUGAACUCCUGUAGUGUCAUGGUUGGAGCUCAUGGUGCUGGCCUAACAAAUGAAAUAUUCUUGCCCACUGGUGCAGUGAUGGUUCAGGUGGUGCCACUGGCAAACGAAUGGGCUGCAGCCAACUACUUUGGAGAACCAGCAAAGGAAAUGGGUGUCCAAUACUUGGAGUACAAGAUUGAACCAGAGGAAAGUUCUCUCUUUGACGCUUAUGGCAGAGAUCACCCUGUCAUUACUGAUCCAGAAUCUGUUAUCUCUAAGGGCUACUAUGCUUUCAGGUCUGUGUAUGUUGAUGGCCAAGAUCUAAAGAUCAAUUUAGAGAGAUUUAAGAAGACCCUUAUUGAAGCUAAGCAACUUCUUGGAAGCUCAACUCCCUUUGAUCCAUGAAUGUUGAUGUGAUCAUCUU
Theobroma cacao (cacao) is the source of this 1758-nucleotide messenger RNA. Its product is annotated as alpha-1,3-arabinosyltransferase XAT3-like. The record is from RefSeq and is a predicted model, not a curated record. Gene Ontology annotation, molecular function: glycosyltransferase activity. Lineage: Eukaryota; Viridiplantae; Streptophyta; Magnoliopsida; Malvales; Malvaceae.